Camponotus floridanus (Florida carpenter ant) is the source of this 718-nucleotide messenger RNA. RefSeq lists its product as uncharacterized. The transcript has 4 exons. The coding region runs from base 16 to 636 and encodes 206 amino acids. The record is from RefSeq and is a predicted model, not a curated record. NCBI's taxonomy places the organism in Eukaryota, Metazoa, Arthropoda, Insecta, Hymenoptera, Formicidae.
AAUUUACUAUAAAAUAUGGACACAAAGAUAAAAUAUAAUAUAAAAAAGGAAGAGAUUGACGAUGAUGACAAAGUAUUUCAGGAGAAUGUUAUGCAAAAAAAACAAAUAAAAAAGAGAAAGAGAAAAUCCACAGUGCAAGAAAUUGAGGGUGGUUCAAUAAAACAACUGAAACAAGUUAGCAAUGUUCCUGCUGAUACGAUUACCCUGAAAAAAGAAGAUACUAAUGAAAAUGCAAAGAUUCCAAAAAAGCCAUCGAAAAGGCAGUUGAAAAGAGAAAGAGCUAUCCAAGCAGCUAAUCAAAAAAAGGAAAGUAGUAGAAUAAAUACCAUGCAGAAGGUCUUGAAUUAUAUAUCUAUGUGGAAACAUUCUAGAAGUGAAUGGAAAUUCGAGAAGCUUAAGCAGAUUUGGUUAAUGGAUAAUUUGUUGGAUGAAAACUCCAUUCCUGAUACAAUUUUUCCUCUUGUUCUUGAAUACUUUGAAGCUUGCAAAGGCACAGCACGUAAAGUAUUAGUACAAAAAGGAAUGGAUGUUAUAAAAAAAGCUGAAGAAAAUGAUGAAAUCAAAAACGAUAUUAUAGAGUCAACUGCUUAUAAGCGAGCAAGGCAACUUUUGCAAGUUUUACCAUCUGAUAUAUAGUUUUAAGUCUAAAAAAAUUUUAUUAAUAAAAGAGUGUUAAAAAAACAGUUUAAAUCUAUAUCAAAUCUGGAUAAAAUAUAAU